AUGCCCUUGAGACAACUUUAUCCAGACCCGGAAAAGACAGCGGAGGAUGAGGCGAUUGUUGACAUCGUCGCGGUCCAUGGACUGAACCCCCGGAGCAAACCUGACCAAGAGCAUGCCUGGGACACAUGGCGAACUCCAUCUGGCCCCGAAGGCAAGCUCUGGCUCCGUGACGAGCUCCCCAAAGAGCUGCCUCGCGCCCGAAUAUUUCUCUAUGAGUACAAUUCGACGGCAGUGUAUGGAAAGGACCGCACCACCUUUAUCGACAAGGUGAAUGGCUUUUUAGAGGAAUUGAGAAUCGACAGGAGGAAGACACCGCGACGGCCGUUGCUGCUGCUUGGCCACAGCCUUGGAGGCCUCUUGAUUAAGCAGGCUCUGAUCAACGCGCACAAUAAUGAAAAGUACGAGGACAUCAAGGAUGCCACACAGGGACUCGCAUUCUUUGCUACUCCCCAUGAUGGCGGAAAACAGUCUCUUGUAAACAUUGGCAAGGUCGCUGCCAAGAUCGCCCUGGAGUUGGGGUUCCAGAAAGGCGACAAUAUUCUGGAAACGAUCAAGUCGGGCAGCAUGUUCAGCGACUUGAUGCACGAGCAUUGGAGGCACCGCCUUUUGGAGUACCCCAUAGUUUCCUUCUGGGGCGCAUUGGACACUGUCGUCCCUAGGGAGAGUACAUCGUUCGGCCUCCCAGGAAAGCACGAGAAUGUGGUUUCACUCCAGGCGAGCCAUGGAGGUGUUUGCAAGUUCGGAACAAGUCAACUGGACCUGGAUAACUUCAAGCUCGUCCAGGCCAACCUUCAAGACCUUUACGAAAGUGCCAUCGCGAAUGGCCAAGAUCAAUUCGAGAUGAAGAAGAAAGCCGAGCGAGCCAAGCAGGUCACAAAGUUCCUGAGGAACCUGUACAAGUCUUUAUACCACGACUUUGAAGACCAAAGGAGUGCAGUUGGAGCACUGUGCUGCCUUUUGCGGCAGCUCUUUAAAGAGAAGCCAGCCCUCUUGCAGGACUCCAUCCUCACACAGUUUGGCGAAGACGGCGACAAGCUCCUCGAUUCUUUUCGCGAUCUUUGGCAUAUCUUAGUUUCGGCUUCAAGAGACCAUGGAAGCGGUCAAAUUGUUUGUGUCCUGGACGCACUUGACGAAUGCGAGGAACGAGACCGGCGCUUGCUGGUCGAGACGCUCAAUGACUUUUAUCUCGAAAAGGGCACCAAUACGAGACUCAAGUUUCUGGUGACAAGCCGUCCUUAUGUGAACAUCGAGCGAGGCUUCCAUGGUGUACAGACGCAGCUCCCAAUGAUUCAUUUGCGGGGAGAGGACCAGUCCGAGUCGGAGAAGAUUGCAAGAGAGAUUGACUUGGUCGUCGGGGCUCGAAUAACCCAGCUGUGCACGAAGCUACAGCUCGCAGAGCCACAAGAGAGGGUUAUGAGGAGAGAGAUGUUGCGAAAGUCGAACCGGACAUAUCUCUGGGUCUAUUUGGUCUUUGAAGUGCUUGAAAACUGUGCCGGUCAUUCUUCCGCCCAGAUCGAGGAGCAUAUCAGGAACAUUCCCGCGACGGUGGAUGAUGCAUACGAAAAAAUCCUCUCCAGGAGCCCAGACAAGAACAAGGCUAGGAAGUUACUGCACAUGGUUCUGGCGGCAAAAAGGCCGCUGAGGUUGAAGGAGAUGGCUGCGGCAAUGAUCAUCGAGAAGGAUCACACCUUGUACAGCCAACUGAAUAUCGAACCGAAAGAACGGCUUCACACUUGGAUUCGAGAACUCUGUGGUCUUUUUGUAUCCAUCGUUGACGACAGAAUCUACCUCCUCCAUCAGACGGCCGUCGAAUUCUUAGUGGACAGAGUCAAGGAUGGAGAGUCUCGGCACAACCCCUUAAAAGAAGGCAACAUUCGCUCCGAGUGGAAAUAUUCAUUUCCUCCUGAAUCAUCGAACCUCAUACUGGGGUCGGUGUGCGCACAGCUUCUUCUUUUUACUGAUGUUAUCGAUGGCAUCGGGAAACUCUGUGACCCCAGCCUCCGGAUAGUACGCAUGUCACUAGAAUUUUUGGACGAAAAGUACCCGCUUCUUUCCUACUCUGUGGACUACUGGGCUGAUCACCUUGGCGAUGCGAGCAGUACAAAAGACCUUCCAUUGAGCAACAUGCUGCAGCUAUGCAGUGGGAGCGAGUCAGCAUGUGUCGUUCCGUCGCCAGGAUUGUUCCACUACUUUUAUCGGCACGCCAAAGCCCUGACUCCUCUUGUUGUCGCAUCGAUUCUAGGGCUUGCGGCUGUAACUCGACACCUGCUAAAGCUGGAGUCUACUGAUGCGAAUGAAGGGGACCCUAUCUUCAAACUGCCUCCCUUGUUUUGGGCUGUGAGUGGCCGCCGGCAGGUUGUUCUCGAUACGUUUAUCGAAGCAGAGAACCGUUAUCAGAAGAGAAUGCACCGCCUGAAACGCCUUUUUAGGGGGCGCUAUGUUGAUUUUGAUAUCUGGCAUGAGGACAAGCGUGGUCUUGGACCCGAGGGCACUCCCACACCCCUGGGAUGGGCCGUUGGUUUCGGAGAAGAGUCCGUUGUUGAAAAGCUCCUGGCAACUGAAAGCGUGACUGUUACAAAGGAGAUGUUGUUCGAGGCUGCUAGGAAGGACCACGAAGAUAUCUUGAGGGCACUGCUGGAUACGGGCCAGGUUUCAGUUCGAUGCAAAUCCAAGAAUGGGCGACGACUUCUGAAUUGGGCCCUUAGGUAUAGAGCUGUCCGUGUAACCAAGUAUCUACUGGACACAGGGAAGUUUGAGGUAGACACGGAGAUGCGGCCGUGGAAAGGCGAGUUAUCGGGCCUGGCUUACGCUGCCAAAGGCGGCGCGGAUGAACUUCUACGGCUGCUACUGGCCACAGAUAAAGCUGACAUCGACUUCCAAGACGAGGCUUCUCAAGGGCGGACAGCACUUUCGUUUGCUGCCGAGGCUGGUGCCCAAGAGUGCGUCAGACUACUGCUUGCUACAGACAAAGUCAUAGUCGAUAGUAGGGAUCGGAAAGAUCGGAUACCACUUUACUACGCCGCCGACAGGGGCCACGAAGGGGUAGCUCGGCAGCUUGUUGCUAUGAAGGCGAAUAUCAACUUGAAGGACCAAUACGGGUACUCGCCAUUCCUACUUGCUGCUUCGCGAGGUUCUGUUUCUGAGGGGGUGGUGAGACAGAUGCUAGCCAUGGCCUAG
Fusarium falciforme is the source of this 3177-nucleotide messenger RNA. Its product is annotated as NACHT domain-containing protein. Lineage: Eukaryota; Fungi; Ascomycota; Sordariomycetes; Hypocreales; Nectriaceae. The record is from RefSeq and is a predicted model, not a curated record. Gene Ontology annotation, molecular function: protein binding. The coding region runs from base 1 to 3177 and encodes 1058 amino acids. The transcript is spliced from 6 exons.